Molecule: messenger RNA, 684 nt
Organism: Manis pentadactyla (Chinese pangolin)
Lineage: Eukaryota; Metazoa; Chordata; Mammalia; Pholidota; Manidae
Product: olfactory receptor 2H1-like
Exons: 1
Coding region: 1-684 (227 amino acids)
Biological process (GO): G protein-coupled receptor signaling pathway
Cellular component (GO): membrane
Molecular function (GO): G protein-coupled receptor activity; olfactory receptor activity
Source: RefSeq, a predicted model, not a curated record
AUGGCAAACAAGAGCUUCCCAGGGGGCUUCAUCCUCCUUGGUUUCUCUGAACGGCCUGAUCUGGAAAUUGUUCUCUUCUGGGCUGUGAUCGUCUUGUACACCACGAUCAUCAUCACCAACUCAGCCAUCAUCCUGCUUUCCUGCGUGGACCCUUGUCUCCACACCCCCAUGUACUACUUCCUCAGCAAUAUCUCCUUCGUGGAUCUCUGUUUCACCACAACUGUUCUGCCCCAGAUGUUGUCCAACCUGUGGGGGCCAGACAAGAGCAUCACCUAUACAGGCUGUGUCAUCCAACUGUGUGUGUUGCUCUGUCUCAGUCCCACAGAAGAUGUCAUGUUGGUGGUGAUGGCCUUAGACCGUUAUGUCUCAAUCUGCCAGCCCCUGCGCUACACUGUCAUCAUGCAUCAACAGUUUUGUUGGAAGAUGGUGUUCAUGGCCUGGCUGUCAGGUCUGAUAUUAUCUGUGGUCCAAACUCCCAUCACAUUCCAGCUGCCUUUCUGUACCCACCACCUGGAUAAUUUUCUUUGUGAUGUUCCUGCAUUCAUAUACCUGGCAUGUGGAGACACCUCUGCUAAUGAGUGCCAGAUGACCAUCUCUGCUGUUCUCUUCACCAUCGUGCCACUGGGGUUGAUUCUGACUUCUUAUGUCUGCAUAGCUCAAGCCCUGGGGAAAAUCCAGUCUUAG